CUAACCUUCUUCCUCACUCUCUUCAUUGUUCAUCCAGCUUUGGGUGACCCGGCAACACAGCAGCAGAUAAAUCGAAUAUGCCAUCAAAAUGAGGAUUAUGGGUUUUGCAAUAAAACCUUCAAUGAAAAUCUGAAAGGUCCAGCAGAUGAUGUUGGUUUGGUCUUGAUAGCAAAUAACCAAGUGCUGAGAAACACUUCCAGGACCUCAGUUCAUUCACCAAGAGAAGAGGCUUCCUGUAGACCACCAACACCAGAUAGCCCAUUGGUCGAGAGGAAGAGGGACUUGAGAAUCCUCAUUGCAAUGGAUGCGGUCGCAGGUCAUGUUCUUGCCACUUGAUCUAUUCGCUCAUCCCUGCCAGACUUAAGUGCACACAGCCUCAUUACACAACUAUGUUAUAGUGUAAUGUACGUAGAUAAGA
Messenger RNA from Cucumis sativus (cucumber), 418 nucleotides. RefSeq lists its product as uncharacterized. The annotation marks the transcript as partial. The record is from RefSeq and is a predicted model, not a curated record. Gene Ontology annotation, molecular function: enzyme inhibitor activity. NCBI's taxonomy places the organism in Eukaryota, Viridiplantae, Streptophyta, Magnoliopsida, Cucurbitales, Cucurbitaceae. The transcript is spliced from 2 exons.